UUCAGUCGAGAUUCGGCCGUUCGUUUGUGCGCACAUUUUCGACCUAAGGGAUACUAUCCUGCGUACAGCCAGAAAAAACGGUGCUCCCAGAAAAGUUCUCAUCAAAGGAAUGAGAAAUGGACUUGUGCUGUAGUAUUCCUACAAUCUAGUCAGGCUGAUGUUGGUUUGUUGGUUGAAAAGUGAUUACGAAGCAGAAAAAACUGAUCUUUUCCCCUCAUUCAUCAGCAACGCGGAAGGGGCAGCCAUUAGUCAGUGGGUCAGUUAGACAGUGCUAGUGGUAGUAUCCGAAAAAGGAACCAGUGGGUGAGAAUAGUUCAUUGAAGGGGUUGCCUCGGAAUUGCAACUUGCCUCUUUUCGAACAAAUAAGGCUUCGCACGCGGAGACAAGCUUUAGCGACCAUCGUAACAAAGGGUGUUAGAGAGUGGUACUGUGAACGUGGAAAACGUCGAUCCCGUUGUCUUCGCCUUUCCGAGUACUCAGAAGAAAUUUCCUUAGAAUAAAGGAUAAAAGCGAAACGUGUAAUCUGCGAAAAAGUGGUGCAAUAAUGUGCAGAUUAAAAACGGCGAACUGAGAGGUGAAUGGAAAUCCUUUACUUUUAAGAGGGGACGCCGGUGUGAUGACAUCCCAUCAGUACAGUCACCGCUCUGGCAACGGGUAAAACAGGGCGGUAACAAAACUCUGCAAAUAGGGUAAGGCGAUGAAAAACCGUACCCCCUGCAAGCAGCGAAAAACUAGGCUUUCAUAGUAGCAGUGAAAGAAGUAGCGGUAUACCCAUUACCUGUUGUUGUAGUAGCUGGCGUAACUAAAAGGUUAUAAACAUGACGUGCAUAAAAAACUGUGGAUAUUAUUCACUUGGGAAGAGCGAUUCUUUAAUUGUGGCUCAGUUCUCAUAGAGAAAAAAAAAAUGGAAACAUAAAACACGGAGCGUCCACAUAAACAAUACAGCUGGUGGCGAAACAAAUGUUGUAAAUAUUUCUACUAAUUCCUACCACUAAAUUGCAUCACUACAACGCUAUCUAGAGCAAAAACUGGCAAGCGGCGGGGUGUACAAAUUAUGUUGAAACUAUUAAAUUGCCUCUUUUCAGUUCAACAAAUGCUCUAAAGUUCUUAACUAAAAAUAAACUGCAAUAGAGUUUGGCGUAGCAGGUGAGAACGAAUUCGAAUUAUAUGUUCGUUAGUGAGGGUGGAUUUUAUAUCCAGGUCUUCGAUUUUUGUUCAAAAGAGGCGAUAGUGAUUUGUGGGGCAAAUAUGUUCCAUUUAUUUAAGUUCCACCGACCAAGUGAAGCUUACGAUGCUCAUUAAUAAUAAAUUAAGUGACGAAGGUAUGAUGUGCGGUGGACUUUGCCGGUUGAAUUAAUUACUUGGUGUAGUAGUGAAUUUUUCACCAGGAUAUCCAGUUACCACAUUUACACUAAUACUAAUGUAAGUUCGAUUGUUGGCGCGAAGACGUCACAGUCAGUGGAAAAUACUCCUGCACGAAGGAAACGUUAGUGAGUUCUAUCGGCAGCAAAUGUUGUGAAAAAUGUUAGCAACGGGAAAGAAACCAGCUCGAGUGAAGAGAAUCCUGCACAACGCACAAAAGAGGUGCGCCCGCGCACACUAACACAUCCACAGCUGCAGACAUUUGCUGCUGUUGCGUGGUGUAAUAAAAAAAUUGACCGCCCUCAAUCCCGAUACGCCUUGGAGAACGGUCUGAUCAGUGCACCUGAAGUUUCGCAAAGUGUUUGGAAAUAGCCCAGUGAGUGUAGUAGUGAGUGAUAGAAACGCAGAUUGAUAUGUGAAUGUCUGUGGCGGACGAUAACGCCGGAUAACGGCGGCGAGAGCCAAGAGUUUGCGUUGCGGGUGCUAGCGCGUUGCUUACCGCAUAACAAGAACUAGAACGUCUGGGCCAUGUCAGUGACUAAACGUCAACCACCAGCAGCUCUGUUCGAAUUGCCGCUGUCCAUCCAGUUACCGUCGCCCUGGUCGCUGUCGCUAACGUCGUUAAGCCAAUCACCUACAUCUCCUUCGAUACGAUCGGCCUCACCGUGCCCGUCGGUGUCGCUGUCGUUGCUGUUCAUUCGCAGCGGUGUCCUUAGGAGUGGCAAAAAAUCCGCUACCCUCCUGUCGUUAGAUGGCCCUAUGGUGGGCGAUCGCGACCGAGAGCGUGAAGCGGUGCGCUGGGAACUGGGGGAAACUACGCCACCCCCCUUCAACAAUGGUGGACCGGGAACCACAAUGUGCAGCGGUUCAGCAGCGCAAGGUGGUAGCUUUGACGAUGGCGGUACUACCACUACAACGAACAUCGGAGGCAUGGGUGGAGGUGCAGGUGGCGGCAGCUCAGGAGGCCUCGGCGGCGCUGGCCUCCCGAGUGGUGGCGGAAUGGUUGGCGGAGGAGGACCGGGCGGUGGCACUUCGGGCGGUGGAGGAAGCUCGAAGGAAGUCCGCUACGCGCCGUUCCCCUUGCAGUCCCCGUCGCAUCCCGCCUCCGCAAGCUUUGCACAAAUGUCCCAGGCACCGCUACAAAGGGCACAUUCCAGAUCAAUGUCAUCAAUACCACCGGAGCCCUUCAUGAUAAUGCGAUCGAAGGCGCUCAACCGACGUGUGCUGAUCAACGUAGGUGGCGUAAAGCAUGAAGUCCUUUGGCGAACCCUCGAACGACUACCGCACACACGACUAGGGAGACUGCGCGAGUGUAACACGCACGAAGCAAUAUCGGAGCUUUGCGAUGAUUACUCAUUAAUAGACAACGAAUACUUUUUCGAUAGACACCCAAAGAGCUUCAGUUCCAUACUUAAUUUUUACCGCACCGGAAAGCUUCAUCUGGUGGACGAAAUGUGUGUGCUGGCGUUUAGCGACGACCUCGAGUAUUGGGGUGUCGACGAACUGUAUCUGGAGUCUUGCUGUCAGCAUAAGUACCAUCAACGAAAAGAACACGUGCACGAGGAAAUGCGAAAAGAGGCGGAAAGUUUACGACAACGGGAGGAGGAAGAAUUCGGCGAUGGGAAAUGCGCACAAUAUCAAAAGUACCUUUGGGAACUGCUCGAGAAACCGAAUACUAGUUUUGCUGCUAGGGUAAUUGCCGUGAUAUCUAUUCUCUUCAUAGUAUUAUCUACGAUAGCUUUGACACUCAAUACAUUACCGUCCCUGCAAUCCGAACAUAACGGCACCUCUCAGGACAAUCCCGAACUAGCGAUGGUUGAGGCGGUGUGCAUCACCUGGUUCACGCUCGAAUACGUCCUGCGAUUUAGUGCCUCGCCGGACAAGUGGAAAUUUUUCAAAGGCGGCCUCAAUAUAAUUGAUCUGUUUGCCAUUCUGCCCUAUUUUGUGUCCUUGUUCCUGUUGGAGACCAACAAGAACGCUACGGACCAGUUCCAGGAUGUGCGCCGGGUGGUGCAAGUCUUCCGCAUCAUGCGCAUCCUGCGAAUCCUUAAGCUGGCCCGACAUUCAACGGGCCUGCAGUCGCUAGGCUUCACGCUGAGAAAUUCCUACAAGGAGCUGGGUCUGCUAAUGUUGUUCCUGGCAAUGGGCGUACUCAUAUUUUCGUCCCUCGCAUACUUUGCCGAAAAAGACGAGCCUCAGACCAAGUUUGUAUCUAUACCCGAAACAUUUUGGUGGGCGGGAAUCACCAUGACAACGGUUGGCUACGGGGACAUCUACCCCACUACUCCGCUUGGAAAAGUGAUUGGUACCGUGUGUUGCAUAUGCGGCGUACUGGUAAUCGCAUUGCCCAUUCCUAUCAUCGUUAACAAUUUCGCUGAAUUUUACAAGAAUCAGAUGCGGCGGGAGAAGGCCCUGAAGCGGCGUGAGGCCCUCGAUCGUGCCAAACGCGAGGGAAGUAUUGUUAGCUUCCACCAUAUCAACCUACGCGAUGCCUUCGCCAAGAGUAUGGACCUGAUAGAUGUCAUUGUUGAUACUGGUGAACAAAGUGAUCUGUUGGAAUCGCCAGAUGAAUCCGUUCUAGCCACACCGUUGGCAGCCAGACGCCGGCAGCCACCACUAUCCUCCAGAUUGGCAGAACUGAAUGAAGAACUACGAGCCGAAUCACCGAGACACAAUCUCUCCAUAGCGGACGGUAAUAGCACAGAGGAAGGGGAUUCGGUGAGUGGUGGCCGCAAUCCCGCCAUGACUGGUGGUGGCUGCUACAAAAACUACAAACAUUCCGCUGGAUUGAGGAAACGAGAAAAUUCGCAGUCUGAAAAUUAUCCGCAGAACUCCACGGGACCUAUGGAUCCCGAUGCAGCACCGCCCUACAGCCCUACAAUGCAGCAUCACAACAUAAUGAUGGAUAUAGACGCGACGGAAGAGCAACAGUUGAUCAUGCAGGACACGCCGCAACAUGGGCCGCCUGUCAUGAUGGCCACUAGGGCGUACUACAACAAUCAGUGGAGCAAUGAGGAAGUAGAAGAACUACGACGACAAGUUGCUUUAGAAACUUCUUCCACCAGUAAGCGGGACAAAUCCGAUACUGAACUGCCAUCCGAGUUUGAGUGUUGUUUUUGCACGUCAAAGGAGUACAAAGAGUUUAUAGACGCGGAAGGUUUAAUGCCACUUCCCACUUCCGAUUUCCACACGACGGUCUGCUUAGAGAUGCGUAUGCUGAAGAACAGCACGAACAAUAACUGUAUCGCCCCACCAGCACAAUUUGGUCCAAGUACAAUAUCAUAUCCAUAUCCGUAUAUGGAUACACCAAUCAAACAUUCUAAUAACUGUAAUAAUAGUAAUGUUAAUAAUAAUGUCAACGGUACCAGUAACAACAAUAACGCUAAUGUUAGUAAUAACACUAGUAAUAGCAACAACGGUGAUUUAGCUAGUGUUGAUAGUUCCGAUACCUACGCUAGUUGUCAAACGCAUCCAUUCCUGUCACAAGGUGAUCUAACAUCUGAUAUUAUGGAUAUGUCCUUCGACUUAGAUACGCUAGAUACGAACAAUCUGUACAUAAAUCCUCUCGAAAAAGAUACUCAGCAGCAGCGUUCCGCAGGUAGAGCCCAAGUGAAGAAAAGUAUAUCCGGGGACACUGGGCUGAGGAGUCUUGGUGCCAGCCCGAUGGACGACGAGUACAAGCAGUUCCAGGCCUCCUUCGAAACAACCGAUCGGGGCAGUCGUGUUAGCCUAAAUGAGACUCCGGUACCCAAGCAUCGGAAGACCCGCUUUCAACAGGGUGCCACAUCUGCAGUGAUGGCUACUACUGCCCGGCCCAAGACUCGGUUUGAAAACCUUAAAUCGUCUAUUGAAAGUCUCGAAGGGUCUGGCACCGCAACAUGUACCGCUGUCAGCAGUAGUAGCACAAAUAAAAAAACACGCAGAUCUUCCUUCAUGCCAGCCAAAAGCAUAGCAUCGGCGACCAAACUCAUAAACCAGCAUCUGUUUGGUAUUCAAAAUCCAUCGCCCAGAGGUAAAGAAGAUACUAAAAAAUUAUCAUUGUCCAUAGAUUCGAUAGAAACGUCACCUCAAUUAGAAACACACCGACGGUCGAAAUCGAUCCUAAAAAAUAAAUCAGAAGCGUCCAGACUUUUGUCCGAUCCAGAGAGCGAAAGACUAUUGGCAGACAAUAUGUCUGGAUCCGGUGUCUCGGAUAACGGUGCCACGAUGGGGAGCGACUCAAAUACUGACUACUCUGGAUGUACUAUGAUCGCCACCUCAAUCACCCCGAUUGCACAAAGGCAUCGUUUGGUCCAUCAACGUUCAACUCCGGCUUCCUUGGGCAGCAAGACACCGGCCAAAUUCCAACAGCCUCGUUAUUCGCAAGAAGAAGUUGCUCGCCAAAAUAAACCGCAACUGACCAGGGGUGUGGGAAUCGGAACGUAUGUCGACCAUCUUACUGGUGAUCGCCGACUCGACAAGGGAACUCGUGAAAGUAGCACAGAAUCGGAAACAGCGUUUUCAACAUAUCUUGCAGCUAGUAACAACAGCAAUAAGGACAAAACAUCGUUUGCUGGAAGUAGUCUGACCUCUAGUGACGAGAGUAAAACCACCACUAGCAGGGGUAACUCAAUGGAAAAUCACGGCGGAAGUAGCGGCUAUGGAGCAUCGUCGUCGUAGCAAGACGCCACCAAUCCACACCUCAACGAAAAAUACUGAAACUAGCUAAUGUAACCAAUCUGUAAGUACGCUACUCUACACUUUAAGACUUUAGCAAUCAACAAUUCAAAAAUGUGCCGACAAAAACAGAUUCAAGAAAAUCACAAUGUUAAUAUGUAAUCAAAAAUAAAUACAACAAUUGAGACGCAAGAUACACUAAGACCUUUUAAAGACAUUCGUUUAUUUCACACUAAAAUAAGGUAAUGCAAAAAACGAAGCAAAUCGAUCAUUAUAUCACUAGGAACACGACAAAAUAUGAAUGUUUACAAAUGUAGGGAAAAAUGAUAUUAGCCGCUACUACAUGCACUGAUCGUCAAAUGCAUCGAUAAAUAUCGCCACACGCACUAAGCUAAUCUAAACUAAUGCCUGCUGUUUUAAGCUGAUUAGAGAAACGAACAACAAACCAUCAGAACAAUUCCGUCUGCAUCAGAGUGAAAACGUGGUCAGGCGUAAACUACCCUCACCGCCAUCUUCAAACUCUGGAAUGUUGCUUUGUGCUUCAGUUGACUUCGCAACAGCAACCAACUCCACCGCUAUGGAAGGUGACCGCCCGUCUGUGCAACUCGACCCACCCAAUCAACCAAAGCUAGUCGGACGCUUGACUCCAUUAGUCAUGUGCUUGAACGAGUUUACGUUUAUCCACACGUGUAUAAAAUUUCAAUAAAAAGUGAGAUAAACCAAAACCCAUAACUUUUUUAGCAAUCAUUGGGCGAAAAAGUGAAGUGCUAACCAAAAUUAAACGAUUCAAAAAAGACUCGAACUUGAUUUUAAGUAACUUUCUCCAAAUAUUAUGAAACCAAGCAAAAAUGCACGUGAGAAUGGAAAUUAAAAAAUAAUCAAUAAGUGAUAUUCAUUUUCUAAGAAGUAAUCAAUUUUUAUUGAAUUGUUUAUGCGAUAAAACGCAAUUCGCUGUGAAAAAUAAACCCACUCAGAGCAAGGAGUAGGACAGAGGUGAACUUACUCAAUUUAACACAUUGCAGUAUUUGAAGAAAGUUUGUUUUGUCUUUUUGGUAUACAAAUGUUAAUCUGGAUAAAAAAAUACUUAAGUUUCACUGGCUCUCUACAUACUUUGCUGCAUUUUAUGUCAUCAAUUGGAUAAAGGAGAGCGUUAUUCAACAAAGCAAAGACUAUCAGGUUUGGGAAAAAUAUUUUGUAAAAAAAAACAACUAUGCGUCAUUCAAGGAUUGUAGUUCAACCAUGAUAGUAUCUCCAAAAGUGUUAGUCUGCGAGUUCAUCAUAAAGUAAUUUAUAGCGAAUUUCAUUAUUUCACGGAGUCAGUGGAAAUCUACGCAGUAAUAGAAAAGCGAUAUUGCGUUUUACGAUGCAAGAAAGAGAUGCCAGAUAGCCCCAAGUGGGCUCUGCGAAUAAAGAAAUUCGCUAUUAGUUUGUUUUCUAUUCUUCUCGCUCUUUAGUGCUUCUUUAUACAGAACUGAAUGAUUUUUCCAAUAAGCGAAUGAAAUAGUAAAUACUACCGUAAAGUUUAAAAUUAUGAGAGAGUGAGGAGUUACAUACUCAUCGCAAUGACAAACUCGUUAACGACGACAUUCACUUGCUAAUCCGUUCUCUAUGAUUGCACUUGUUUCAUUCGAGAAAAUUCAAAACUCAUAAAAUGACGUUUUUAAACUACCUAACGAUUACGCGUGUUGUUUUGUUGAACAAUAUUUCGAGCGCUAAAUAGUUUUUGAUUUACUUAUUUCAAUGCUUACCAGAUGCAAAAAAAUGGUUAUGAAUGAUAAUAUGGUUUAUAUCAAAUUCUUCAUCGACAAGCAAUUUCUGCAAAUGUUAUUACUCGAAACUAAAUAAUUUUCCCUCGCCUCUAUCUCCAAGCAUAAUUAGGAUUUCGGACAAUCAAUCAUUUAUUGCAAUCCACGCGAAAAACAACAUAAUAUUCGUACAAUACAGCUUAAAACAAGACGAUAGAGAAAGACAACCGAAUUUCACUUAACUCCUUUCUGACCUAUUUAUAGAUGUUGAAAAUUCAAUAGGAAGUUAUUUAUCCAAAACACAAUCAGUCUUUGACCUUCGCUGAGCAUUGCACCAGUCCAUUUGAUUUCUUCUACAACACGUACAAAUGUCGUAGUGAAAAGCAAAAAUAACAAUGCGGAAGAGAAAUGGAUCAAUCGAAAGCAAUACACAAUCUUUAAUAUUACUUAUACGUUUCGUGACAAACACACAAUGAUCUAUAGAAGAAAAAAAAUCGAAAGAGCACUUUGAGUCAACUUACAAUAUAAAAUUCAUACACGAUACGAAAAACAGAUUGAUCAUUUAUAUCUGUCACACUAGCGUAGACAGCAUACCUAAUCUAUCACGAAUUAUAGGAGGAAUAAUUUUUAAUACUUGAAUUGAAUGUGCUGCCAGCUUCGCGAAAAAAGAACAAAUAGGUACGUCAAAGCAGGCACGCAACGGAUAGUCGCCGGAUAAUUUUAACGAAAACAACGCGGUUGUAUAACAAUAAGUUGGUUCAAGCGUAGGAAUGUUUCUUCUUCGUGGCGAAAACAUAAAAGAAAACUUCAGUGCAUCGUUCACAGUGGAAACAACCAGAUUUUUCUCAGAAUGUGAAAUAAAACGAUAAAAAUAAGAAUAUUAAAAUGAUGGCUUAUAUCUGUGAUUUAAUUAAACAAAAAGAGUAAAAGUUGAGAAUGUUACUAUAACACUGUAUAUUGAAAAAGGUAAAUUUUAAACUAUGUUAACAUUUAAAAAUAUGAAAAUGUGCUUUUUAAAUAUUUUCGAUACGAAGACAUUAUAUAUACAAAAUGAAAGUAAAAAUAUAAAAACCGUAAACAGGAGGAAAUUACAAACAGCCGAUUACUUUGGAUCGCGACAUGCCAGGAAACAGAAACCAAAUAAUGAAAAAAAAAAAUGAGGAUCUAUUAUAAUUAUAUAUGAAUGUGUAAAGAAGCCGCUAAAUCUACAAAAAUAUAUAUGCCACUACAUGCUUUAGAUAGUAAGGAUAGAUAAGUAACCUAUGCGAAGGGUUAAGUAGUAAAAUUAAUGCAAAAUGAUUUAUGUUUUAACCAACAGUUAUCAAUUAUUAUCAAUUAUUCAGAUCUCUAUUUUAUUGAACUAGUUUGUUUUUUUUUUGUUCACACCUAGUUAUCGAACUUUAAGUACCGAUUCCACUAUUAUUAGGCUUGAAUAUAAGUGAAUGUCUUUCUUUCUUUAAAACACCCAUCAAAGUUUUUAUUUGCACUAUUAAUUACAGUUUGGUACCAUAAGUGUACCCUUUAGCCUAGCUGUAUAGUUUACAUCCAAAUUUACGGAGUUACACUUCAUUACAGUUUUGCAUGAUUUGAAAUGAAAGACAUUUCCUUGUUUAUAAGCGAUAAGUAAUUUGCAUGUAUUUGGUAAUGACGAUAACCCGUUAGUGAUAUAGAAUUUAAUCUAAGUUAAGUAGUCACAUGUUGAAAGAUGCAUAGGCGAAGUUCCAUUGUGGCUUACGUGAUGUUUGGAAUCGCUAGAAAUAAACAUGUUUAAGAUUUAUAACCUUCUAGUGCCAUCGGAAAGUCACAUAUCUAUGUUGAAAGAAUUCCAAAUACGUUGCAAUAGAAAUAUGUUUUCAAAUUAAGCACUAUAAAGUAUAUAGUAAGAAUGAAGAGCUACUCAGUUCGCAUGAAAAGUAUUUGCUAAUCGCUUUGAGUUAUAGUUGGAAAUUUAAAUGUAAAUCGCCCUUCUUCUUUCGAGAACAUGUGACAUUUAUCUGAUAAAUUAUUUUGCCGGUCUGAAGAGCCCUUCAUUUCUUAAUAUCUUAAAUCCAUUUCAGUUCGAAUAUGUAAACCUGUAUGUUAAAAAUAAUGAAUGAUUGGAAUAAUCAUUAUUAACAGAAAUAAUUUUCAGUCAUCCUAAACCCUUUAUUAAAUUAACGAACAAACAAAUAUUUUAUCGCUUAUUGAUUCUUACAUUCUAUUUAAGCAAGUCCUAUAACUUGAAACCCUCAAUUUUUAUCAUCAAUUGUAUGAAACACUAUGAGUUUCGAGAAAAUCUUUCGAGUUUUUCAAUGGCAUUAGCUCCGCAAGGCAAACCCUUUUUCGAAAAGUUUGAUGAACUUUCUAAUUCUUGUUUUCUUUGAAUUAUAAAUUAACAGAUUACUUGUUCGGAGAUUAACGAUGAUCCGAGCGAAACUUCAAUGGCGAGUAAUGAGUUUCUGAAACUGUGCCUGUACAUUGAGACGGCUUUCGUUAAGAAACUAUGACUAAUAAUAAUAAAUGUCAUGUCAUAUAACAAUGGUUGAAAGAUUGAAAUUGAGAGAUAUCCACAAUCUACAACAUUUUGAAACCAGUUCUGAUUGGAUAAACAACGGUGACUCAUACUUAGAAAUGUGAAUGACCAAAAAUACACCUAGAGGAAUUCAAUGGAUUUAUGUAAUUUACGAUUGCGUUUUGUACUGAACUUUCAGCUCUCAAUUUUUGCCACGCGGAUUACCAAAUUUUAUUACAUUCUACGGCUUACGAAUAUUCUUGCUCUUUUAUAUCAAAUUCAUUUCAUUUUUUUCGUAAAUAUUGAUUCAGUCAAAAGAUAACACAAACAAAUUAAAAUAAAUUUAGGAACAACUGAACACAAUGCAUAAUAAAACGAGCGCGGUUUGGUAACGUCCUAAUUUCCAAAAACAAACAGAAAAAUUUUAGAAUUAAAUCAAUGAAUACAAUAUUUCGGUAAAUAAAAAAUACUAUAGAAAACUUUUGAAAAUUAUAAAAUCCGAGCAUUCAGUGAUCUAGAAGAAAAAAAAUAUUAUAAGGCAUGUAAAAACAAAAUUAUGAACGUUUAGGCAAAUGUUAUUCAUUCCCAGUUCUGAUCCAAAUGUUGGCAUAUAAUUAGUCUUCAUCUGAGUUUGUUUUGUUGAUAACCAAUAGAAUUCUUAUGAAUCAUUGAGCAAAAGUCAAUGCGUUACAACCGACAGGGGCUAAAAUACUGAUACUGUAACCUAAUAACAAUAAGAAUACUUGUUUCGUUAAGGAUCGUUAUCUAUUACUUAAAUUAUUUUCUUACACAUCCGAAGACAUCAGAUUAUUCCAUGGAUCAUUAGCUAAUAAAUGAAUUUAUGAAACAAAUUUUAUACAACCGCGUUGCAAAUACGCGCAAGUAAUGUUUAGCGAAAAAUGUUAUGUCAUGAUCGAAGAAAGAAGCAUAAGAUUAUUUAACUACAUAAGCAGUACCUAUGUGGAGAUCCAUUUUGUUCAGCGGGUCAUAUUCGAAUUCAAUGUUGCUAAAAAUAGUCACACAUAUCCGCUAGUUUUUGAUCAACAAAUAUAACAAUAUCGAAGCACAUAUGUCCAAUACCCUGAACCGUUCAUUUAUCGUUAGUCAAAUGAAUUGAAUUGAAAAUACCAAUAUUGGUCAUUAUUCUUUUUACCCACCCGUUUGAAGUAAAUCAAAUGACAAAAGUAUUCAAAUUUCGCGUCAUCGCACCCGCCAAAUGUAAAAUAUUAAAACAAAUAGUAUCAGUGUUUUCUUGUUUAAAAGCGAGCAAGUAUCAAGAUCCUGUGCUUUGUAAUGUGCGAAACCGGAUGAGCAAAAAUUACAAUUGAUAUAUGGUGAGUUGAGCGGAUAAAAUGAAAUAGUCUCCACUAUUUACUAUUCAAUGAUCACUAAUCGAAAUCGACUACGCCUAUGCGACUGCAUUCUGCCAUUUCAAAAGCAGAUAAUAGAUUAGAAGCAGGCAACCAAAUGUAUCCUACUCGCAUCAACGGUAUGAUACUGCAAUAGGUUAAAAAGUUUUAUUUUUAUUGCCAUUUUAAUCAACAAUAACAAAUGGGAAACUGUGAAAAAGUCUAUACAAAAUUCAGAUGAAAAUAAAAACAUUUUUAUUAAUUA
Messenger RNA from Wyeomyia smithii (pitcher-plant mosquito), 11868 nucleotides. It is a transcript of the gene Shab, whose product is annotated as potassium voltage-gated channel protein Shab. The record is from RefSeq and is a predicted model, not a curated record. Lineage: Eukaryota; Metazoa; Arthropoda; Insecta; Diptera; Culicidae. The transcript is spliced from 16 exons. Gene Ontology annotation, molecular function: protein binding; delayed rectifier potassium channel activity. The coding region runs from base 1891 to 6021 and encodes 1376 amino acids. Gene Ontology annotation, cellular component: membrane; voltage-gated potassium channel complex. Gene Ontology annotation, biological process: potassium ion transmembrane transport; protein homooligomerization.